Messenger RNA from Cryptococcus wingfieldii CBS 7118, 4026 nucleotides. RefSeq names its product signal transducer. Gene Ontology annotation, biological process: signal transduction; regulation of GTPase activity. Gene Ontology annotation, cellular component: cytoplasm. Lineage: Eukaryota; Fungi; Basidiomycota; Tremellomycetes; Tremellales; Cryptococcaceae. The transcript has 8 exons. Bases 1 to 4026 code for a protein of 1341 amino acids. The record is from RefSeq and is a predicted model, not a curated record.
AUGGCCACCCUCGCCCAGCCCAAUACCGCCCCGCUCAAUACCAGCAGAAAAUCACCCAAUCUCACAUCCUCCUCCACGCAACAGGUCCUCUCUCCCAGAGUUCCUUCCCCUUCCAAUGUCCCGACCUCUGUCUCAGAGUCGAACGGGCUGGGUCUUGGGCUAGGGCAUGACCAUGAUCAUGACCAUGGGCACCCCCACGGCCACGCACAUGCCCAGUCUUUCUCUCCGUCAGCGGGAGAAGACCAGCUGGUCAACACGGAUGGAAAGGUGUUGCCGGGGCAGUUCAAGGAUCAGAAAUGUGGGGGCUGCGGAGAGAUCAUUGACCCUACGCAUAUGGGCGUGGUGGUUGCUUUUGGGACGACACUGUGGCACGUCGACUGCUUUAGAUGCGCCAAAUGCAAGGAGAAGGUGUCGGCGGACACCAAUCUCUUGCUGCUAUCCGACGGCAGUCCCGUUUGUGGCAACUGCUCGUACCAAUGCUUUGUCUGCAAAGAGGCAAUCACAGAAGAAGCCAUCAUGACGGGCGACGAGUCUUACCACGCGCAUUGCUUUACGUGUCGGACGUGUAAAAGGCGCAUUGAAGAGCUUGUCUUUGCCAAGACUAGCCAAGGGAUAUAUUGCAUGUCUUGCCACAAUGAGAGAGUAGCAAAGUCUCGGCGUCACGCUGAAGCAAAACGCCAAAGACAAGCCCGGCGCGAAGAAAAAGAACGUGAAAAAAGGGAACGCGAAGAAGGAAAGAUAGAAGAGGAGACUGCCAACAGACAGACAUCUUUGUCUACCCCUCUACCGAAUCAAGGUGCAUCGGGGUCCUAUCUCAAUCCUACAAAUCCUUCGCAAUCUGGAGCGAGCCAGUCGCCGGCUGCUAACGUACCAGCGUCGACGCCUUCACCUAGACCCUGGUCACCAUAUGCCCACGGGCUGGGCGAGCACGACGACGCUGAAAGAGAUCAGGGCAGGCGAGAUCUGGCUGUAGGAGACAGAGGUCUGGCGAGGGCGGGGUCUCCCGCGGGUAAACAGUUGGCUGAAGCUUCUGCCAUGCCUCUGCCCGCGUCCCCAUCAGAAAGCGAAGGUACCCGUCCACUCCGCCCGCCCGAAGCGUCUUCACCCCAACCGCAUUACCAGCAGCGUCCCGGCCAACCGCUCCCGUCCCCUCAAGGGCAGAGUCAACAGCAGCCAACUCUUGGGGCGGGGUUGGGCGUGCCGUCCACCAGUAGAGCCGAGAAAAGACGUUCGAUCAACCCAAGCAUGACCUAUGGGAUGGACGCGCCCAAUUCAACGUUCAUGGAGCAGCGUCUCCCGCCAUCGCCUCUGCGUGCUUCCUUUACAGACGCCAAGGCAAAUCCGAACGCAAACAUCAACGCCGGCGACAAUGGCGAAAGACCGAUCAAGUCGCCAACGUCGCCAUCACCGUUCAUAGGUGGCCAGUCGCUACCGUUGAGAGAUGGUCCGGGGUCGGGUGGAAGCGGGAGCGGAAGUGGUACUGGGGGAGGUAGCCAGCUGCAACAAGCUCAGGCGCAGGCGACUGAGCAUCUACGCAACCGUUCCGGUACUCCCGAGCAACAGCAGCAGCAGGUCCAACCGCCAUCCCAGGCCCCGCCGAGAACGACCUCUUUGCCGGAUCACCUUGCUCAAGCUCAACAGAGGCGGUCGAGGUCUGGCACAAGGACAGAGGAGGAUGGUGCUCGGGAGGCGGCUUUACAAACUCUAGAGCCGGGACAAGGGCAAGGGCAGGAGAAGAAGACGCCCAUACUUACCGCACCUGAUCUGCCGCCGAUAUCAUUCUCGCUAUCCGACCCCGACUUUGCGCUGAUCUUGAAAACAAUGGAUCAAUCGCCCAACAAGGCUGCUCAAGCCAAGUUUGAGAACGACCAGGAUGAACAAGAGGGAUCAGCGUCCAAGUCGUUGGCGAGAAGCCCGAGUCUGGACAUGCUCUCUGCUAUCAACUCUGACCCCCAGGCUCAGUCUCAUCCAUCUCGACCUCAUCUGUCACCGCACUUUUCCGACCCUUACUCGCAGGUCAGGCGCCAGGCUUCUGCGGACAGCACAUUCUCCGUCCGUUCCCGCCUAGGCUCCAAUACUGGCGCGCCGAGCGAUCUCCAACAACUGGUCGAGCUGCUAGCAGAAGCCAAAUUCAGAGAAAAAGAGACUGUCAAUGUGGAUGUGGGCGUAUUGACCGGUGUGAUCAGGGAGGUGGAAGAGAUGAGAGAAGCCAUGAUGGGACUGAAAAACAAGUAUACUGGAGCCAAGCGCUCGAGUCAGCAAUACUCUGAAGGCCUUUCUGUCGCCGGCGAAGAAUACGACAAGGAACGCACCCGCCGCACUGAGCUCGAAACCGAAGUUUCCCGUCUGCGCGCCCAGCUUCAUUCUCAGACCGCGCGUAUGAGCGUGAUUUCGGGCGACGAAAAGAGGGCGGAGAAUAUGAAGCGGAGAAGCAAGGAUCUGGCGAGUAGUUUGACCGGGUUGGAGAGGGAUAUAUCGAGAUUGAGGGUUGAAAGGGAUGUGAGAUUGGCAGAGGUUGACGAGUUGGCUGAACGGGUUGGAUUGUCAAAUGUUGAACCAAACAAGAUAUCACAGUCGAUCUCCACCCGCCUCGACACAAUCCGCUCCCAGUACGCGCAAGAACUCGAGUCUCUCUCCUCUCAGGUCGAGUCGCUUCAACGCGAAAUCACCGAGCUUCGCCAGAUCAAAGAAGCCAGUCUCGAAGAGUCUGCAGCUCUGGCAGCGAAGAACGAGGAUCUGUCAGAGUUAUGCUCGCAAUUGACAAGACAGACGGAGAGCUUGCAGGACAGUCUCUCGAGGGCGCGGCCACCGACAAUCUUCGGCAACGGAAGUGCGUUUGGAGGCAAGGGGGGCAAAGGGCACCACCAUUUGCAGAAUUCUCCCAGUCUGGCUUCGUUGACAGGCCAGGGGCUGCAAGACGUACCGGAGGAGACGGUGACGGCGAGGGUUGUAAAGGUGACCAAACCGGAAACUGCCGAAGCGGCCCCCGUCAAACGAUUCAAGUGGUACAAGUCGUCAAAGGGACCGGAGGCUUCUUCAUCCCCUGCCAACAUUUCGAAACCGCUUGGUCUUGACAAAGAGGCUGCUCUCACUCAGACGUCCUCGUCAGAGAGGGAGAAGGGCAACAAGACCCGGGGCGGUAUGUCGUUGGGUGUUGCUGGGCUGGCGAUGGGUGGACUGGCUGGAGGUCUAUCCGCGAGACCGAGCACCGAGUUUGGGAUGCGGGACCAUACCUUCCAGCAACAUACAAUGAUGCGUUUCACGAGGUGUGAGCUUUGCGGGGAAAAGAUGUGGGGAUUGCAGGAAGUGAAAUGUAAUUCUUGUGGAAUUGUGUGCCAUAGCAAGUGCGCGGAAAAGUUGCCAAGAGGGUGCACGGGAAGUAAGGUCUUGAAGGAAGAGCCCGAGGGGCCUUUGCUUCCAUCAAUGUUUGGCCGCCCUCUCACCGAACAGGUCCAAGCCGACCAACAGAUGAUUCCCACAAUUGUCACCAAGUGCAUCGCCGCCGUCGAAGAGGUCGGUAUGGAGUACGAAGGCAUCUACCGAAAGACCGGUGGCUCCUCCCAGUCAAAACAAAUCACUCAACUGUUUGAAAGAGGCGACUACGAGUCGUUCGAUUUGACCGACGUGGAUGCGUUCAAUGAUAUAUCGAGUGUCACCUCGGUGUUGAAGACGUAUUUCAGGUCAUUGCCAAACCCGCUCUUCACUCACGAGCUGCAUGAGAGUUUUGUGACUGCUGCUACUAUCCGCGACACGAGCAACAAACGCCAAGGAUUCCUCGCACUCCUGCAAGAGCUCCCUACAGAACACUUUAAUACUCUCAAAGUGUUGAUGCUCCAUCUCAACCGGGUCACGGCGCACAGUGCAGAGAACUUGAUGACGUCGCAAAAUCUGGGAGUGGUCUUUGGUCCUACCUUGAUGCGCUCAUCGGAUCCCAGCAGAGAGUUUGGGGAUAUGGCGGGCAAGGCUCUGAGUGUUCAGUGGUUGGUAGACAAUGCCCUCUCGGUGUUUGGACAAGAUCGCGAGUAG